UCUCUCUCUCUCUCUCUAUAUAUAUAUAUAUAUAUAUUGAUAUGGUAUGAAAGGGUGAUAAGAUUUGAAGUGUGAUAUAGUAAAAUGGGGAGGGGGAAAGUGGAGCUGAAGAGAAUAGAAAACCCAACAAGCAGGCAGGUGACCUUCUCGAAACGACGAAAUGGGCUCCUGAAGAAGGCUUUUGAGCUCUCCGUCUUAUGUGAUGCUGAAGUUGCAAUCAUCAUCUUGUCUCCCUCUGGCAAGAUCUACCAAUUUGCAAGCCAUGACAUAAACAGGACCAUUGCCAUGUAUAGAAAUCAAGUGGGUCUGCCUGAAUCAAACAACUCAAGCUUCAGACGGGCCAGAACCAUGGAGUUUAGGAGGAAUAAUGAAAAUGAAGAGCUAAGGAGAUCAAUAGCCAACUCGGAAAUGAGGCUGAAGAACUUGGCUGGGGAAGAGCUUGAUAUGCUAGGCAUGCAAGAGCUAAAACAGCUCGAGCGGCAGUUGAAAACUGGGGUUGAACGCAUCCGCUCUCAAAUAGGACGGGUCAUUUCUGAGAACAUCAGCUCGCUGAAAAGAAAGCAUAAAGCAAUGCAAGAAGAAAACAGUCGUCUGCAAAAAAGAUUCCAUGAGCUUCAUCAUUAUGCUGAUCACGCAAGCUCGAGCAUUUUGGGACCAAAUGCAUACAUGCAAUUCUUUCCAAGUGAAUUUUGAUAUUCAAGAU
Molecule: messenger RNA, 703 nt
Organism: Prunus dulcis (almond)
Lineage: Eukaryota; Viridiplantae; Streptophyta; Magnoliopsida; Rosales; Rosaceae
Product: agamous-like MADS-box protein AGL19
Exons: 8
Coding region: 85-693 (202 amino acids)
Biological process (GO): positive regulation of transcription by RNA polymerase II
Cellular component (GO): nucleus
Molecular function (GO): DNA-binding transcription factor activity, RNA polymerase II-specific; protein dimerization activity; RNA polymerase II cis-regulatory region sequence-specific DNA binding
Source: RefSeq, a predicted model, not a curated record